Gadus morhua (Atlantic cod) is the source of this 4046-nucleotide messenger RNA. Its product is annotated as protein kinase C beta type-like. Gene Ontology annotation, biological process: protein phosphorylation. The record is from RefSeq and is a predicted model, not a curated record. Gene Ontology annotation, molecular function: diacylglycerol-dependent serine/threonine kinase activity; ATP binding; zinc ion binding. NCBI's taxonomy places the organism in Eukaryota, Metazoa, Chordata, Actinopteri, Gadiformes, Gadidae.
CACAGACAGAGAGCGAGAGAAAGAGGGAGACACAUAGGCCUACAUACACAGACCGAGAGACAGAGAGAGAGCAAAAAAAAGCAACACAGUGUAGCAAACAGGGAAGCAGGUAAGCGGCGCGUGGAGCAGCCGGAAGCAGCAACAGCAGCAGCAGCAGCAACAGCAGCAGCAUCGCGAUUUGGACGUAGCGCGACAACCGGGAACCCGGCUGACAUUCUUGCGGCCAGCGGGGUGGAGGAUAGGAGGAGGGGGCACCUACACGGCAACGCAUUCUCGCUGGCAGUCCGUCCCUCGCACAGUUUUUUCUCCCUCUCUCCAUCUAAACCGUCGCUUCUUCGUCGUUAAGAUGGCUGACCCAAGCAGCGACGACGGAGAGGCACCGGAGAGCGCGCGCGGCUUCGCCCGACAGGGAGCCCUUCGACAGAAGAACGUGCACGAAGUCAAGAACCACAAGUUCAUCGCGCGCUUCUUUAAGCAGCCUACCUUUUGCAGCCACUGCACAGACUUUAUAUGGGGCUUCGGAAAGCAAGGAUUUCAGUGCCAAGUGUGUUGCUUCGUGGUCCAUAAACGCUGCCAUGAGUUCGUCACCUUCUCCUGUCCGGGCGCAGACAAGGGGCCUGCGUCGGACGACCCUCGUAGUAAACACAAGUUUAAAGUGCACACCUACUCCAGUCCCACCUUCUGCGACCACUGUGGCUCUCUCCUCUAUGGCUUGCUACACCAGGGCAUGAAAUGUGACCACUGCAUGAUGAACAUCCACAAGCGGUGUGUGGCUAAUGUCCCCAGCCUGUGUGGAACAGACCACACGGAGAGGAGAGGACGCAUCUACAUCACUGCCAAGAUGGUGGAGGAAGCUCUCACUGUCACGGUCCAAGAGGCCAGGAAUCUGGUGCCCAUGGACCCCAACGGCCUGUCAGACCCCUACGUCAAGCUGAAGCUGAUCCCAGACCCCAAAAGCGAGAGCAAGCAGAAAACCAAGACCAUCAAAUGCUGCCUCAACCCAACGUGGAACGAGACCUUCAUUUUCAAGUUGAAAGAUACGGACAAAGACCGCCGGCUGUCCGUAGAGAUCUGGGACUGGGACCUGACCAGCAGAAACGACUUCAUGGGCUCCCUCUCUUUCGGCAUCUCAGAGCUCCAGAAACAAGCAGUAGAUGGAUGGUUCAAGCUCCUGGGACAGGAGGAAGGAGAAUAUUUUAAUGUCCCCGUGCAGCCAGAAGGUGAAGAGGGAAACGAGGAGCUACGCCAAAAGUUUGAGAGGGCCCGGGUGGGCCCAGGGAAGUCCAGUGGGGGGGGGGACUCCUCUUCCUCGGUGUGUAGGUACGACAGCAACGGAAACCAGGACCGCGUCAAGCUGUCUGACUUCACCUUCAUCAUGGUGCUGGGCAAGGGCAGCUUCGGGAAGGUGAUGCUAGCCGAGCGCAAGGGCGCAGAGGAGCUGUACGCCAUCAAGAUCCUGAAGAAGGACGUGGUGAUCCAGGACGACGACGUGGAGUGCACCAUGGUGGAGAAGAGGGUGCUGGCCCUGUCCGGGAAGCCACCCUUCCUCACCCAUUUGCACUCCUGCUUCCAGACCAUGGACCGGCUGUACUUUGUGAUGGAGUACAUUAACGGUGGAGACCUGAUGUACCAGAUCCAGCAGGUGGGCAAGUUCAAGGAGCCCCACGCUGUGUUCUACGCUGCCGAGAUCGCCAUCGGCCUUUUCUUCCUGCACUCCAAAGGCAUCGUCUAUCGGGACCUGAAGCUGGACAACGUCAUGCUAGACUCGGAGGGACAUAUAAAGAUUGCUGACUUCGGCAUGUGCAAGGAGAACAUGCUGGACGGGGUCACCACCAAGACCUUCUGCGGCACACCGGACUACAUCGCCCCCGAGAUCAUCGCCUACCAGCCGUACGGGAGAUCUGUGGACUGGUGGGCGUUUGGAGUGCUGCUCUACGAGAUGCUUGCAGGACAGGUCCGCCGUUUUGAUGGAGAGGACGAAGACGAGCUAUUCCAGUCCAUCAUGGAGCAAUGUGUCCUACCCAAGUCCAUGUCCAAAGAGGCCGUCGCCAUCUGCAAAGGGCUGAUGACCCAAGCACCCAGGGAAGCGUCUGGGUGUGGACCGGAGGGGGAGAGGGACAUAAAGGAGCAUGCCUUCUUCCGCUACAUCGACUGGGAGAAGCUGGAGAACAAGGAGGUCCAGCCAUUCAAACCUAAAUCGAAAUCCCGGCGUGACGUGGGCAACUUUGACAAGGAGUUCACCAAGAUGGCGGUGGAGCUGACCCCCACGGACAAGCUGUUCAUCCUGAACCUUGACCAGACGGAGUUCCAGGGGUUUCUCCUACACAACCCCGAGUUCAUCAUCCAAGUCUAACCCGCCCGCCUCCACGCCCACGCCCCCGGCCGUGACAUUACUCCCAUCCGUCUGUCUCCGAAGGUCACGUCCGGCAUAUUCCUCUUUCAAGGACACACACACACGCACACACGCACAUACACACACACACACACACACGGCUAGUCACUUAAGGCAGCCAGAGGUGAGGCAAUCGAAGGGUCCAUGUGCAUCACUGGAUCUGACAUUAAAGGGGGGUACAUGUGUCUGUGUGUGUGCGCUUCGCAAUCACAGGACCUUGUGGCCGUCAGUUCAAUAGAAGGCCAGCAAUCAGGAGCCAGAGUGACUGCGUGUGCUAUUGAUGGUGGGCAGUGUCCCUUUGAUCCUUCUGUUCGGCCGCAGUCAGAGUUGGGUCAUGAACAUUCCACGAUCGAUGCGCCACGUAUGUUUACACACGGGGUCAGGCCGGCCAUGGAGGCAAAGAAUGUUUUUGGGAAUCCGUCGUUAUUCUUUGUUAUUUUAUAACAUCCUGCCUAAUUUCAGUCAUAAAAAAUACGUAGUCUUCUAAGCAUGUUUUGUCUUCCAACUUGAUGCAAUAAAUGUUCUCCCAAAUAUCUGUUCCACAGUCUGGCACUGUGUGUUACAGUGUGUUACGUGAUGAAGGCCGAUGCGUGUCCCCGUGGUGCAGCUCUUCUAUGCAUGCCAUGCUAGCGGUUGACUCUUUAGAAUUUGCUUUUGCUGUCCUAGAUAAACCGCAGUGUCUUGAAUUUAUCGGUAAGCGGUUCAGAGUUGACACGUCGACGCUAAGAGUCAGACGUUUGAUACUCCGAAAGGCUCUCUCAAGAUGUUUGCAAUGCAAUGCAGAAUACGUUUGGCAACACUUUUGUCUGAGUAUUGAACAAAUAGAACAUCUUUAUGAUGUAUGAAAUGAAUAUAUAUAUACUUGUAUAUGUAUUAUACAAGACUGUGUAAUAACUGAAUGAUCAGUGUGUUUGUGUAAAUGUAGAUGAGAUUAGAGAUAGAGGUGGUCUUCAUGGUAAUGUACACAUCUCUGUGGUGAUUCUUUUAUUUUUUACAUUACCUUGUUUUUUUAUGAUGUGUGUGUGUGUUGUUAUUAUAUAAAUAUAUCAAUAUCGAUGGAUUGAUCGAUAUAGAUCUAGAUAUAUUGGUAUAUAAGGGACCAUUUACCGUUUAAAACAAUGUCAACAUUUUGGUGCACAGUACCAGAUUAUAGCUUUAAGCUAUUUCAGAUCUUGCAGUCCCUUUUUUCUCUUCUAAUCACCUCCCCCACCCUCUCAUAUUCCCUUCAGGUAAUUUUGGUUCCCACUUCUCCUAGUAUCGUCUCCCUUUGGCCACCACCGUAUACCCACUGAAGAUAUUUAUAUUUACUCUACUCCUGUUCUCCUCUUUAUCUCAAAGUGGCGCUUGCCCCUCUCCAUCUCUAUUCCAUGUCUCUUUUGAAACAGUGGGAGCUGCAAUGAGGUGUGGGGGGGGGGGGGGGUGUAAGAAUAUUAUAAUGAAUAAAAAAAAUAGAGGAUUUCAGUGUUAACUAUGCAAGAGGUCGAGGGGGGGAGAAUUGGAAGGAGGAGGGUGUCUCUUAGUGAAGAGGCUUAAGGGAGUGAUCUGUGAUGGUCUUCAUGUGUGUUGCAUGCAAUGUCUCUACCUCGGUGUGGGAGACAGUCUUUAUGCUACUACAAUACCUAACAUUGAAAUUAAAGAAAUUAUUUGAAUAAUG